AUGGAAGUGGAAGAAGAAGCAGGCAAAGAAUUGCUUGACGAAUGCUGGGAGAUGAUCUUUAAUCGUCUUAAACAUGAAAGUGACCAAGAAUCAAUCACUUUAGUCUGCAAGAGAUUUCUGUCAAUCUCAAAUUCCUUACGAGUUAGCAUAAAUUUCUCAGGUUAUACACCAAUCACAGUCCUCUGUUGGCUACUGAAAAGAUUCUCGAACCUUAAGAAGAUACAGGUCUGUAACUUCGAAGGAGACAUGGAUGAAGCUGUUCUAGCGAUUGCACGGUCUGGGUUGGACUUGGAAGAGUUGGUUGCUUUGUCAUAUUGUCGAAGUCACCCAAAAGUUUGGUUAGAGGAGCUGGGUUCAAACAUGAAGAAUCUGAAAGUACUCAAGUUUACUGGUGGAGAAGGGGAUGCUGAUUUUGUCAGAGUAGCAGACGCAUUCCCACAGCUCGAGGAACUAUUUAUCAAGGAUGAAGCACCGUAUAUCAUUUAUGUGACUGAUAAAGGGAUGGAUUAUAUAUCAUCCAAGCUCAAGAGAUUACGCAAGAUAGACCUUUCAAAUAAAUCACGGAUUUCAGAUAAGUCCCUUAUUUCUCUGUCAAAAAACUGUCCAUUACUAGAGCAAAUUGAAAUUCAUGAUUGUAACUCUGUGACACAAGAAGGAAUUUCAUUCCUUGUUAACAACAGCCAUCAUUUGAACUCAUCAUACAUAUGUAAACAUCUUAAGAUUGAUUCAUUUGGAGUCGAAGGCUCUACUAAUAUCCUAACCAACUUACGAUCUCUAAAGCUCCAAUAUGUAGACAUACUGGAUGAGUUUCUCUUUUCUAUAAUAGAAGCACGGAUUCAUCUUACUGACUUGGCUCUAACAGAUUGCAAAAGCUACACUUUUACUGGGAUCUCAAGGCUCCUACAACACUCUUCUCAAUCUCUUAAAUCUUUAGAGUUGGGGAGAGUAGAAUUCCUCACAAAUGAGCAUGUAGAGUACUUGUCGUCUUUUCUCCAAAACCUGACAUCAAUCACACUCUUUAACUGUUCCAAGCUAUCUGAUUCAGCUUUUGUUAUGAUCACACAAAGAUGCCCUCGUCUAUGCUAUUUUGUGAUGACUGGUUCAAGCUUCGUAAGAGAUGAAUACAAUUAUGAUGGCUUAAUUAAGAAGAACCGUGCAAUAAAGUACUUGGACCUAUCAUCUCACCAUGAAUUUAGGCCUACAGCUCUUAAAAGGCUUCUUAACAUAUGUCCCGAAGUAGAGAAGCUCAAGAUACAUGGUUGUUAUCUCCUACCCAAUGAUCAAUUGAAUGUUCCUGAUAUUCUAGAGUGCAACAGGAGCCUUGUGGAACUGAAUUUUAUCGGAUCCCAUCAUAUCACUGUAAAAGACAGGGAGUUGGAGUUGGAGUCGUCAGUGUUAGAGAAAUUGAUUGUGAAAUUUUCACUUAUAAAUGAUAUAUUUCUUACAAAGUUGGGGAGGAUAUGCCCCAGAUUGAUUCACCUGGAUCUGUCGUAUUGCAGUAAAGUGACAGAAGAUGGGGUAAUGGAAGUGGUAAAAUCGUGUAAGCGACUGAGAUACUUGAGCUUAAGUCGCUGUGAAAAAGUGGAUAUUAACAUAAUACCAUGGAUAGUUGCAAACGGACCAUCCUUGAGAGAACUGGUGUCAUCAUCUCGCAACUACCCAGACGACAAAAAUCAGAAACUCUUCCUGCAGCAAGGCUGUCUUGUUCUCAAGGAUCCAAACUACCCCUUAAAUAAUGAAGAUGAGUUUAUGUGUAACAUGUUAUAG
Molecule: messenger RNA, 1767 nt
Organism: Chenopodium quinoa (quinoa)
Lineage: Eukaryota; Viridiplantae; Streptophyta; Magnoliopsida; Caryophyllales; Amaranthaceae
Product: F-box/LRR-repeat protein 20-like
Exons: 1
Coding region: 1-1767 (588 amino acids)
Biological process (GO): SCF-dependent proteasomal ubiquitin-dependent protein catabolic process
Cellular component (GO): SCF ubiquitin ligase complex
Source: RefSeq, a predicted model, not a curated record